UGAACUUCAUACAAUGCAAAUCCGGCAAUUGCCAUCAUUGCCGAUAAGCAAUCCAAUUAUAUCAGUGUUAGUAGUGUGUUACAAUCGAUGUAUUUAAUAGCUGUCGAUCAGUUUGUGAACGGACACAGUCGUUGAUACGGUCGCCGGAAUCGCAACAUGAAUUUCCUCUUGCGUUUCAUAAUUUUCUGCUUCGAUCCACUUGGUCUGGGUCGCCGCUUCUUUGUGCGUCCGGCUGUUAACUUAACGCUAAAUGUCUACGAUCGUUUUCGAAGCAAAGCUGAUGAAAAAGUGGACACAGUGCGGGAGCUUGUAUUACGCUUAGGAUUGAUUGCAUUUGCCGUUGUGUUGAUCAUUUGGUUAGCCGUAUUUAUAUAUGCCGCCUUCUACUAUGUCUACAUGCCGCCAAUAUCGCACACGCGACCCGUCCACAUGCAGUUCAAAACAUGCUUGGAGACCAGCACACCCUGCACCUUUCCCCACGCCCACGUGUCGUUAACGAAGAAACAACAAUUGCUGAUGGUGGGACAGGCGUACAAGGUCAUUGUCAACAUUGAUAUGCCCGAAUCACCGCAAAAUCUUGAGCUGGGCAUGUUUAUGGUCUGUGCUGAGAUGCGCGACUAUGAUUCUAUGCUCCGUGGACACUCAUGUCGAUCAGCAAUGAUGCGCUACCGUUCGCCAUUGAUACGCAUGAUCUCGACGUGGGCGCUGAGUCCACUCUAUGUGCUCGGCUGGAAGGAGGAGUUCCAAAAGGUGCCGGUAGAAAUAUUCUCACGGUAUUUGGAGGAGCGACAACAUCCCAUAACCGAUGUCUAUGUCGAAAUACAGUCACAAAAGAUACAAUUCUAUACGGUAACAUUGCAUAUCGAAGCUGAUUUUACUGGUCUACGGUACAUCAUGUUUAACUGGCCCGUGGUCUCAGCCAUUGUGGCCAUUAGCACCAAUCUAUUCUUUAUAUUGGUCGUUUUUCUGCUCAGCUGGUACCACUGGUCAGAUGCCACCUGGCUCCACAGUUUGCAAAUCCGAUACGCCCGCUUCACGAACCAGUUGCAGAGCAAAGCCAGCAGUGUGAUACUCUCCAGCACGAGCAGUUUGCGCGAUGAGGAGGAGUCUAGUUUCCUGGAUGAGAAGUUCGACAUUGCCGAUGUUGGGGAUAACGCUGAUGAUUUAAUGCUGGACAAGUCCAUUGACAAGGCCUCAGAUUCCCAGACACUGCGUCAGCGGAAAGUUAAAGAUAAAGCGUAAUACACUGCAACAAAAUGCAGUUUAUUCGACAUCACAACUAUAAACGCAAUCGCAACCCCAAUCGCCACCUACAGGCUUGUGCCAAAGACUAAUAGGUUUAGGAUUAUUGUAGUUACCUGCUGCGAAGCAGCGUAUGCAUUUCUAUGAAGUAUUUGCUCUAAUUUUGCAAUUUAUACAAUAAACUUGAAAGGUACUUAAUUGUGUACGUAACCACAGUCAUAUAAUGAUGUACUAAAAUAAGUCGACAGCAAUAGAUUCAUAUUUCU
Drosophila innubila is the source of this 1508-nucleotide messenger RNA. RefSeq names its product seipin (gene Seipin). Gene Ontology annotation, cellular component: endoplasmic reticulum membrane. The record is from RefSeq and is a predicted model, not a curated record. Gene Ontology annotation, biological process: lipid storage; lipid droplet organization. The transcript is spliced from 3 exons. Lineage: Eukaryota; Metazoa; Arthropoda; Insecta; Diptera; Drosophilidae. Bases 157 to 1242 code for a protein of 361 amino acids.